ACCAGGUCCACCUUCUCAACAAUCACCUACUCUUUUCUCUCUCCAUUUGAAAAUAAAAAAAUAAAAUAUUCUCUUAUUUCAUUAUCUAAUAUCUAUUAUUGCGGGGUUACAUACAAUCUUAUAUGUGUAUAAUUGUGUGUGUAUAUAUAUGUGUGAUGUUUCGUGAAUAUCAUAACCAGAUUUUGGUCACCAAAAAAGUUAAAUGAGUUUGUUGUGAAGUCAUAUAUAAUAUGAUUGUGGUGGCAAUGGACAAUGAAAACCAACCGCCAAAUCCAUCGUGGUCGUCGUCGUCGCCUGUGAGAGGCGGAGGAGAAGGAGAAGGAGAAAGAGGGAAGGUAGAAAAUGAAGAGGUGGCUCAAUCUUCUUCUCAUCAAGAUCAGAAGGCAAAAGCAGCAAAGCUAAAACCAAAUCCCACUUUCUUGGGAAGGCACAGGAUGAAUGCAGCUAUAUCUCAUCUCAAUACCCAAAUCAACAUAAUUGAGAAAGAGCUAAAUGAACUAGAGACAGUUGGUGAUUCCUCUAUUGUAUGCCAAGAACUCAUCUCAAGCCUCGAAACCAUUCCAGAUCCACUACUUCCCACAACAAAAGGCCCGGCAGACGUCAGUUGGGAUCGCUGGUUCCGAGGAGCGCACAACUCACGAAGCCAUAAACGUUGGAUGUAAGGACCAAGGACACGCAUCGAUGGUGCCACUAGAGUGGGGCAAUGUUUUUUAAUUUGCUUACUUUUGAACAACUCUGUUUCGACUCUUAACAUCACAUUUGCAAAUUCAGAAGCGGAAAUAACAGAGCAAAUUGUGUUAAUGUGCUUCAUUGCGAUUUAAUAGUGUUGUUUUCAUUUCUCGACUUGUAUAAUAUGCAACUAUAUAUCACUUAGACCAGUUCAGGUGGCAACUCAA
Molecule: messenger RNA, 896 nt
Organism: Humulus lupulus (European hop)
Lineage: Eukaryota; Viridiplantae; Streptophyta; Magnoliopsida; Rosales; Cannabaceae
Product: guanine nucleotide-binding protein subunit gamma 1-like
Exons: 4
Coding region: 231-662 (143 amino acids)
Source: RefSeq, a predicted model, not a curated record